AAGAGACUGACGGACGGAGAGAGACAGAAAGUCACCGCCCGCUGCUGCCCCUCCUUCGCUUUCUUUCGCUUUUGCCAGCACAAGAAUUUAUUUUGACCCCGAUUUUCAUUCGUUCUUUGGUGAAUUGAGAAUUAAUUACUUUGUCCCCGUGGGAUUUAAUUACUGUUCGUUGUCGACCAAUUUCUGAAAUCGAACGGUUCCUCAGUCAGAUUCUUAUUAUCCUACUGCCCCGCAAUCGUUGCUAUGUCGGCUUCCAUCCCCUCGGAGCGCCCUCUUAAGGACGAUGACUCUCGCUCGACGACCUCGGAGGAUUCCGAACUCAGCAAUGAAGAAGGUUGGGAGGAUGUCGAACCAGAUGAUGAGACCCAGCCUGUCGUUGGCCUCUUUUCCGAGAAAGUCUACCCGGACGUGAACUCCAUGUUGAAGGAGAGCAAGGACAAGCACAAUUUUGACCUGCGGAAGUUGCAAAAGGAGCUCGGCCUGGACUUUUUGGGUACUAUCAAAUUGGUCAAUUACAUUCGGUCGCAGGUGAAGUCGGGAAACUUGAGCCCGGAUGUGACUUCUAAGAGCAACUUUGAAGACGACGUGUAUCUGAAGCCCGUUCUCGAGGACGAUGCUCUCUUGUACAGCUUGGACGACAUUGAAGAUGAGACUGCGGAGGGACCCGGUGGUACGGACGCAGAGCGACAAGUCGUUGAACUUCAGGAGGAGCUUGAACGUCUCCAGACCCAAUUCUCUGAAUACCGAUCAGCUGUGCAGCAGUCCAUGGAAGACCAAUUGUCGAAGGAGGACGAAAAACUCGCAUCCGGCCCGCCGCCCCAGCGUGUCAAGGGCAAGAUCGAGGAAGCGGACGCGGAUUACUUCGUGUCUUAUUCUUACAACGGAAUCCACGAGUCUAUGCUGAAAGACACUGUUCGCACCGAUUCUUACCGCGACUUCGUUUACGAAAACAAGCACAUCUUCAAGGAUAAGGUUGUCUUGGAUGUUGGAUGUGGAACCGGAAUCCUGUCCAUGUUCUGUGCCAAAGCGGGCGCAAAGAAGGUCAUCUCGGUCGACAACUCGAAUAUCAUCGACAGAGCUAAGGAGAUCGUUUACGAGAAUGGAUUUGGUGAUGUGAUCACAUGCCUCCGUGGCAAGAUUGAGGAAGUAACUUUGCCUGUUCCUCAGGUUGACAUCAUCAUAUCCGAGUGGAUGGGUUACUGCCUGCUCUUUGAGGCUAUGUUUGAUUCCGUCAUCUAUGCCAGAGACCGAUAUCUCGCCCCCGAUGGACUUAUGGUUCCGUCGCAUGCUACGCUCCGCAUCGCUCCUUUCGCCGACCCCGACUUCAUCGCGUCGAACAUCUCAUUCUGGCACUCCGUUUACGGCUUUGACAUGUCCAGCAUGCUCACCGGCAUCCACGACGAGGCCCUUGUUCGUGCCAUCCAGCCGUCGUCCCUCCCCGCAGACUCUACCAUCUUCCUCCCUCUCCCGUUGCACACGAUUACUGUCGACGAGCUGUCCUUCGUGAAGGACUUCCAGGUUACUUUGAACGAAGACAUCGAUGCGCUGGAUGGCUGGGCUAUCUGGUUUGACAUGUUCUUUAUGCCAUCCAGAGAAUCCACCGUCCCCGAAAAUGUUAUUCCGUCGGAAAUGCAGAAGAAGGGCAUUGUCGCCUUCACCACGGGGCCUCAUGGAACUGAAACCCAUUGGCAACAGGGUGUUUGUCUCAUUGACCAUGGAAAGAAGCGUGCGACUCCCUUGAAGAAGGGACAAACCAUCACCGGGAAAAUUGGAUACCAGAAGAAAGAAGAGAAAUCGCGAUUGCUGGAUAUCACCAUCGAUUGGGAUGCACAGGGUGUCGAGAAGGGAUCUCAACAAUGGAGCUUGCAAUGAGUUAUGUCCUAGAUUAGAAAAGUUUAAGACUCAGAUGGUUUUGUUUUUGGUUCGGGUACAAAUAAAAGGGAUAUAUCAUGAAUAGAAAUGAAAUGGCCGUUGAAUGUGA
Aspergillus steynii IBT 23096 is the source of this 1981-nucleotide messenger RNA. RefSeq names its product protein arginine methyltransferase RmtB. The transcript is spliced from 4 exons. The coding region runs from base 244 to 1872 and encodes 542 amino acids. The record is from RefSeq and is a predicted model, not a curated record. Gene Ontology annotation, biological process: peptidyl-arginine methylation. Gene Ontology annotation, molecular function: protein-arginine N-methyltransferase activity. Gene Ontology annotation, cellular component: nucleus. Lineage: Eukaryota; Fungi; Ascomycota; Eurotiomycetes; Eurotiales; Aspergillaceae.